AUGGACAUCGGUUCCUCGACGUCGACCAAUCUCACGGGCGCUUCCAUCACAAGGGUGAAACCCGCCGCGACGUUCCUUGUCACCGGUGCCAACCGGUCAUUCGCAGAAAGUGUCAUGAGUAACACGUUACCCAAGCACGAUGAGUUGAAUUUUGCAGCCGACAUCUCCACCAUUGCUGAUUUCGCACUGGGUACAGAUGCAAUGCGCUUUAUCUCUAAUGGCGCUGAGGAACUCGGUUCUGAUUUUGACCACCGCAACCACCUUGUUUUUCUUCAGAGCAGCUGCACUCAGAACGUGACACUUUCUUUUCCGGUCCAAGAAGGUCGCAGCAAUUUCACCAAAGCAUAUGACCUCACAAACUCAGACCUCAACAAGUUUAACUUGAUUGUAUCAUACAACUCAACAUACAAGGGUGCUACUCAAUUGUCAUUGUCGUUAUCUUCACUUUCAUUUUCACCAAUCUUGCUUCGAGUUCCACGGUUACUGAAUCUGGUCUCAAAUGCAUACCUUCAAUUGAGGGGCAGUGGUACUAAGAUGCAGUUUGAGUUUAUUAAAGACAUGCCUAGAGUUGCUCAACAAGAAUUGCCUAUUGAUAUAUCUUUCUUAGUGGGGAAAUUGGUUUUUGUAUGGAUGAUAAUGCUUCUUUUCCCUGUAAUCCUGAGCAAUUUAGUCUAUGAGAAGGAACAGAAGCUAAGAACUAUAAUGAAGAUGCAUGGCCUAGGAGAUCUGGCAUACUGGAUUAUAUCAUACUGUUAUUUUCUUCUUCUAUCGCUACUGUAUAUGCUCUUGGUGUUUUUUGGCUCUCUUUUUGGCAUAAAGUUAUUUAGAUUGAGUGACUACAGGCUGACAGGAUUUACUAAACCUACAUCUGGCACGGCUUAUAUUGAUGGAAUGGACAUACGAUUGGACAUGAACAAAAUCUAUACAGGAAUUGGUGUUUGUCCACAAUUUGAGUAA
This is a messenger RNA of Miscanthus lutarioriparius, 957 nucleotides long. NCBI's taxonomy places the organism in Eukaryota, Viridiplantae, Streptophyta, Magnoliopsida, Poales, Poaceae. The record is from the annotation of a GenBank genome assembly.